Messenger RNA from Punctularia strigosozonata HHB-11173 SS5, 2122 nucleotides. RefSeq lists its product as uncharacterized. Gene Ontology annotation, biological process: transmembrane transport; metal ion transport. Gene Ontology annotation, cellular component: membrane. Lineage: Eukaryota; Fungi; Basidiomycota; Agaricomycetes; Corticiales; Punctulariaceae. The record is from RefSeq and is a predicted model, not a curated record. The transcript has 5 exons. Gene Ontology annotation, molecular function: magnesium ion binding; cobalt ion transmembrane transporter activity; magnesium ion transmembrane transporter activity. Bases 1 to 1932 code for a protein of 643 amino acids.
AUGCCUAGAGAAGACAGCUUCAGUGAUUCGGAAGGUCGUUCCUUGACGCCCGACUUGGAAGACGAGGUUGCCAUGGAGCGCACAAUCCAAGACGAGAUGAGGAGGGAUCCAACGCCCUUGUCUCGGGCCAUGGCCGCAUCGGAAGCCACAUCUUCGACUCUCAACAACCUCAUGGCCAAUGCUCCUCGAGCCCCAUCCACAACGUCAGCACCUUCCAACCUUGAGGUCCCCCGUCCUCAAAGACCCACUAUCCGCAUGCAAGGCAGUGCAGCGGAACGCUUCCGCUCUUCUGUGCGGAAGGUAAUGCAAAUGCGACGAACGUCCACCAUGCUCACGCUGGGAAAUGUUGGGGCAGAGCCGGGCAUCGACCCCAAGCGCGCAGAAGCGGAACGACAGUAUGGGCAUAUUCGUGAAGAGUGCACAAUCGAGAUUAUAGACUACAACGGCGCGACGAGUUCGGUCGGAAAGCUAAACAACGAAGGGUUCGUGAAGAUGAUGAGUGACGCCGGCGCCUGUAAGCCUGAAGCAUGGGUCAAGGUUCGAUGGAUCAAUAUCGGUGGCAUUUCAUGGGACGUCGUCAAAGCUCUAGCUAUCCGUUACGAUCUCCAUCCCCUUGCUCUUGAAGAUGUUCUACACCAGCGCGUUCAGGCACGUUCCAAGGCCGACUACUAUAUACAACACCUAUUCCUCCGUGUCCUUUGUCAUUCGCUGGCGGAUCCAUCCGACCGGGAUGCGCAAGUCCACUCGGAUCCGACCUUCUCGCCUCCAUUCGAAGAUCUGAACGGCGAGAGGGCUUUGUUCCCUAACAAACUCAGGUCCAGCUCGCCGACGCCACUGGAAGACGGUGUUGCAAUAGAUGAGGACCGAACCGCAUACGGCGGUUCACGAUUUUCCUCCAUCAAGCGGGCCUCCAUGCUCAGGGACAGGCGCAACGGCAACAUUAAAGUGGACAUCGAGAGAGCUCGGGCAGUCACCGAGAAGGGACCGAUAUCCGCGGGCUCUGCCAAGUCACCGCGGGUGGAAAGCGAGGCAGUUCGCAAACGCAGUGCGAACGCCAGGACUGUUGAAGCGCUCAAGCAGACAGGCUCCAAACAGCGCGUGCAUGUGAAGAUCCAGCCGAUGUGUAUCUUCCUCCUGCGGGACAACACAGUUAUAUCCAUCCACCCCAAUGCCGAUCUUGAGUUCACACUCCCUAUAUCGCUCCGUCUCAGGCAGCCGCAAACCAUCCUACGCACUUCCGCGGACGGUUCCUUCCUUGUACAGUCCCUCCUUGAUUUGAUCGUCGACAGAGCUUUGGAGGUUAUAGACGAGUAUCAGGCGAGGAUCCUUGCGCUGGAGCACGACGUUCUGCUUAAACCCCGGAUGGACACUGUCAAGUUCCUUCACAUCCUUCAGGGAGAUCUGAUCCUACACAAGAGGACGAUGGAGCCCAUUAAGACCGUCGUCUAUGGAUUAAGAAGAUACGACACCGACCGUUGCGCGGCGCUCGUGGCGGACGCAGAAUUGGAUAUGGCGAAGAUCAAGGGCUACAUGAGCCACAAAGCGAAGAUAUACCUGGCUGACGUCAACGAUCAUAUGGAGUACAUCUUGACCAGCUUGGACAUGUUCGCUGGCAUUUCCGAGAACUUGAUCAACUACACGUUCAACAUGGCGUCGAACCAGAUGAACGAGGUCAUGCGACAACUGACGGUUGCGACCGUUAUAUUCCUGCCCUUGACUUUGCUGACAGGUUAUUUCGGAAUGAAUUUCGAUCAUAUGUGGGCAAUCAACCAUGGUCACACGGACCUCGUGUUCUGGAUCAUAGCUUUGCCUAUGAUGGCCAUCGUCGUUCCUCUCUUCAUGCAUGCCGACAUAUGGCGAGCAUUGCGAUCGUUUCAGAAACAUAUGAUUGCCAAAGCGGCUGCCCAGGGGGCGAAUAUCAGGAUGCAUUGAUUAUACCGUGCUGUUCCGUUUCAUAAUGCUUAUUAUCUGUCUGCUCUAGUCUAUGGAUUGCUGCUAUCGGAAACCGAAGACAUCAUGACGAGCCCACGCGCUCAUGCUACACGUAUGAUUGUACCACCACCUUCUCUUGUUUCGAUCGUAACACUACGGCUACGUAUUAUAUAUAUCAUUUCCUAAUCCC